Gryllus bimaculatus (two-spotted cricket) is the source of this 1305-nucleotide messenger RNA. NCBI's taxonomy places the organism in Eukaryota, Metazoa, Arthropoda, Insecta, Orthoptera, Gryllidae. The record is from the annotation of a GenBank genome assembly.
AUGGAACGAUUCAUGAAAGCUAAAGUCAGGAGUGAAAGGACCAUGUCCAAAGAGCAGCCUGCCUGCAAACGUGUUAGCCUUCAGUGGCUGGAAGAUACCAAGGCAGAGCUUGAACGUCGUGUGGAAGCUCUUGAAGAUGCUCAGCAUGAUACACCAGACAUUUUAUUCUGCUGUAAAAUUUGCUGUAAUAUUGUUGAACCUCAGGAACCCAUUUACAUGCAACUUGUCACAUAUUGCAAGUACAAUCUGAUUGUAUUAUAUGAAUCCACACCUAAAGAAAAUCAACCAAGUUAUUGGGCUCAGUUAUGUAAAUACUGUGGAAAUCAUAAUGUGAUAUGGUUGAUCUCAGAAAAAGGAAUGGUAAACGUGCGACUGGGUAAGCUUGAAAAUGCUGUGGAACGAUCACUGACCUCUGUGCACCACUGCAUUGACAAUCUCUUGCUCAACCUGGGGGAGAAAGAAAAGGAAGAAGCCAGGGGUAUAGCAGAUAUCCCAGUUGAGGACGAUGCUGCCUUCCCGGUGCAUCUGGCUGCCCAGGUGGGUAACCUCGCUGCUGUGAAGGCCCUGGUCCUCGCUGGAGUAGACGUUGGCAUCAGGAAUCAGAGGGGCAAAACUGUUUUACAGAUUGCAGCUGCGGGAGGUCAUUCAGAGAUUGUGGAGCUCCUGCUGAGACAGCACCAGGAUUCAGAGGAUGAUCUGCAAUCAGCGGCAGCACAGGAGCAGCUGCAGGAAGCCCUGAUGAACGCUGUAGAUUCAUCUGUCAACAAGUUGCUCAUCAGCAAGUUGGGGCGCAGUGCUGGUGUGGAAGUGUUGCACCGUGCUGCAUGUAAGGGCCGUCUUCUUCUUCUUCAUGAUCUGCUGCAUUCAGGCGUUGAUCCGAACGCCGUGGAUGUGAACGGAUGGACUGCACUGCACUUGGCAGCAGACGGAGGCCACUCAGAAUGUGUCAAGAUACUGUUGGACUCGGACUGUAAUGGAUGGACAGCCCUUCACUGUGCUGCCUUUAAUAAGUGGCCAGAGUGUGUUAAAGUGCUUCUGAGAUAUGGUGUGGACAUUGCCUUAACAAACAGCCGUGGAGAGUCAGCCCUUCACCUCGCCGCCUGCCUCAGCACUGCUGAAAGGGACAGCAUAGGUGAUGCAUCUGCUGCCCUUGCACAGCGUACACAAGUAAUCAAGUUACUGUUGUCCGCUGGUGCUGACCCCAAUGUACAGAGCAAAGAUGGCAGAACAGCAUUGCAGCAGGAUGGUGUUCAAGCUCUGCUCCAAGUUCCUAGUCCAAUCCUUGCUGCACACCUGUGUAGCUAG